Molecule: messenger RNA, 2005 nt
Organism: Sturnus vulgaris (Common starling)
Lineage: Eukaryota; Metazoa; Chordata; Aves; Passeriformes; Sturnidae
Source: RefSeq, a predicted model, not a curated record
AUCGGGACCGGGAUCAAGCCGGGAUCAAAGCCGGGAUCGCAGCCGGGCUGUCCCGCCGCCCUCGGCCCGGCCCCGACCCCGGCAGGAGCCGCACGGUGCUCCUUCCCAGAGGAUUUUUGGGGCAGAGCCAUUCCCGACGCUGCGUUCUGGAUCCAAAUGGGGCUUGUGGGCUGCAGCUCUUUUGAAGGCUUUGCUCUGUCACAAGGUUUCCCAAACUGGAAGGAGAAUUCCCCUGGUGAGCUCCUGAGGCCAUUCCUGAGUGUGGGAUGGAGCUGUGGAGCAGGGCAGACCCCCAGCUCCGGGAGGUCGUGUGCUUCUCCCUGCGCUGCCGGGCGCUGGCACUGCUGCUGCAGGCCGUGUUUAACCUGCUGAUCCCGGACCACGCUGCCGACGCCUUCUCCCCUCCUCGCCUGGGUGCUCCGAGCCCUUGGGACGCGCUGCUGGAGCGGCUGCUGGGCGGGCUGGCCCGCUGGGACAGCGAGCAUUUCCUGUUCAUCGCCGAGCACGGCUACCUGCUGGAGCACAACUGCGCCUUCCUGCCGCUGUUCCCGCUCAGCCUGCGGCUGCUGGCCGCUGUGCUGCCGUGGCCGCUGCAGCUGCAGCCCCGCAGCCGCCUGCUGCUGUCGGCAGCGCUGCUCAACGCGCUGCUCAGCGCGCUGGCGGCCGCGGCGCUGCUGGGGCUGGGCCGGGCCGUGCUGCAGAACCGGCGCCAGGCGUUCCUGGCCGCCCUGCUCUUCUCCAUCAGCCCCGCCGGAGUGUUCAUGGCAGCUGCCUACUCGGAGAGCGCCUUCGCCUGCCUGGCCUUCGGCGCCAUGUGGCAGCUGGAGAAGGGGCAGGGCUGCCUCAGCGGGCUGCUCUUCUCCCUGGCUGCCGGUGCCCGUGCCAACGGGCUCGUCAACGCUGGCUUCUUCCUCUACUCGCGUGCCAAGCGCUUUGCUCACCAGCUGCAGGGGGGAUCAGCGCCCCUGAGGAAGCUGCCCUCGUUGUGCAAGCAGGUCCUCAGCCUGGCAUCUUCAGCGGCCCUGAUGUGCGCUGGGAUUUUUCUGCCUUUCGCUGUGUUUCAGUAUUACGCCUACGUGAGGUUCUGCAGGCCUGGCACGGGCCUGGCUCAGAGCAUUCCUGAGCCACUGCUGCAGCUGGCACGGGACAAGGGCUAUCGUGUGGCAGGCACGGGUGGGGCUGAACCCCCCUGGUGCUCCCAGCGCUUCCCUGUGGUCUAUUCCUAUGUCCAGGACACUUACUGGAACGUGGGAUUUCUGAGGUACUUUGAGCUCAGACAGAUCCCAAAUUUCUUGCUUGCUCUGCCUGUCACCCUUCUGGGCUCGUGGGCUGCCUGGACCUACAUCAGCACAAACCCCCGGCACUGCCUGACCCUUGGUCUGGAGAGGGAUAAGAGUGAAGAGAAGGGAAAGGCCAGAGGUGGAUUUUGUGGCCCCGCUGCCUUCGUGUACGUGGUGCACAGCUCGGCCCUGCUGGUGUUCGGGUUCUGCUGCAUGCACGUGCAGGUGCUGACCCGGUUCCUUUGCUCCUCCUCUCCCAUCCUCUACUGGUUCCCAGCUCACCUGCUCCAGGAACACGAACCUUUACUCUGGAGCACAGGGACUGAUAACCCGAAAUCUGGGAAGCCUCUUGUGGGUAAAUCUCCCAGUUCCUGUGGGAAGAGGACCUCGGACAACCCCGUUGUGAGGCUGCUGCUGAACUGGCGAUUGCUUACCCCCCUCAGCAAGAGCAUCCUGGGCUUCUUCCUGGGCUACUGGCUGCUGGGGCUGAUCCUGCACUGCAACUUCUUGCCAUGGACGUAGCGGGGUGUGCGGGCACAGGCAGCAGUGGGACAGGAGCUCUGCUCAGAACUGAAACUCACCCGCUCUGAAAGCCUGCGGAGGCUGUGAGGACGCUGUUGUUGCAGUUACAGAGGUGUCACUCCAUGUGCCAGGCGGGUUGUUCCGUGUGGUGCGAUGCUGCAGCAUCCUGCCCCGCUCAGCUGGCGGUGCUGAGCGCCACAGUU